Molecule: messenger RNA, 342 nt
Organism: Mucor velutinosus
Lineage: Eukaryota; Fungi; Mucoromycota; Mucoromycetes; Mucorales; Mucoraceae
Exons: 1
Coding region: 1-342 (113 amino acids)
Source: RefSeq, a predicted model, not a curated record
AUGACAAGCUUCUCACCCUUAUUGAGUCAUGUGUUCCUGAAGGGCCUCACUCCAUUAGCGUCCACUCCAAUGAAUCCUAACUACGAGUUCCAAAUUCUAAAUGUUCCUAUCAAAAAGCGACUACCUUCCUCCCACAUGAUGAGGCAACAACUACGGGACAUAGGUUUGCCUUCCCAUAUGGCUGUUGAUGUUCAUUACCCGGCCGCCAACAUCCUGAGCCUGAUAGUGCGUAACAAACAUUUUGUUCGCUGUCAGAACACCCUCCAUGCCGCUCAUCUUACCACAGUACCAGACUUUAUCCCUCUAGAUCCCGCCCAUUCUGAUCCAUCAUCAGUUCAAUAA